AUGAUUACUUUUGGGCAGAAUCUGCAGAACUAUCAUCAUGAAUUUCCACAUGACUAUAGAGACAGUUCCGCGUUGUGGGCGUACGAUCCUACAAAGUGGUUCAUUGCUCUAUUGAACAUCUUGGGGUUGGUCGAAGAUGUAUCCAAGACUCCAACUAACUUGGUAAUACAACUCCAAAUUCAACAGCAACAAGCUGUGCUCAAUAGGCGCAGAAGUCAACUCAAUUGGGGAACCCCUAUAUCCAAACUACCCAUGAUCACAACGAAAGAAUUUAAGAAGCUAUGUGGAUCUGCUGAUAACAAACACCGUAUCUAUAUUGUGAUACAAAAUAUUAUACAUGAUAUCACACCAUUUAUGGACCAGCAUCCUGGCGGUGUUGCACUUCUCAAGGCCUCACAUGGGAAGGAUGCAACUAAAGCAUUUUAUGGUGGAGUUUACGGACAUCUGACUGCUGCUGUAAACUUACUUGCAACGAUGAGAAUCGGGGUGCUAGCACUGGGUAAUGAUGAAGAAGUGUGGAGAAGAGUUGCUAGAGAGGAAGGUGAAGUUAAUGAUAACGACUCUAGACGGGAACAAAGUGGGCUGCAUUCCACUGCUGAAGCCGCCUAA
Messenger RNA from Candidozyma auris, 609 nucleotides. RefSeq names its product Ole2p (gene OLE2). Gene Ontology annotation, molecular function: heme binding. Gene Ontology annotation, cellular component: intracellular membrane-bounded organelle; membrane. The transcript has a single exon. The coding region runs from base 1 to 609 and encodes 202 amino acids. NCBI's taxonomy places the organism in Eukaryota, Fungi, Ascomycota, Pichiomycetes, Serinales, Metschnikowiaceae. The record is from RefSeq and is a predicted model, not a curated record.